This is a messenger RNA of Oikopleura dioica, 1284 nucleotides long. Lineage: Eukaryota; Metazoa; Chordata; Appendicularia; Copelata; Oikopleuridae. The record is from the annotation of a GenBank genome assembly.
AUGAUCACAGAAAACAUCUCACGCUCACCAGUUGAAUUAAAGCUCUGGAUCAGUGCCACGUGCCUCACUCUCUUUCACAAUGGGGGCUGCAGCUUCUUACAAGAAAUGAAUUACCUCGCCAGCUAUCUCCAGAUGCAAGCAAGGGCAGAAGGCAUUGUAGUCCCUCAAAGUCACCAGCUCGGGAUAGUCUUCAUGGUGCAAAACUUAAAACAGAUCAACUCCUGCAUCAAUAAUCUGCACUCACCUGACUACCUGGACAGAGUGAUCAUCUGUUUCCCGGCGGCUAAAGAAUUCAUGAUCCUCAAUGAAAUGGAGCUGAAUAGCCCAGAUAUCAAACACCGACUACACCACACGAUGUUUAUGCCAAGCGGUCUGAUUCACACAUUACGGAAACAACAACCGUUUAAUCCGCCAGAAAGUGAAGUAUCCUCUUGGGAGCACAGGUGGAAAAUAAUCCUUGAAGGCACCGACCCACUAGCGCGAGAGCUGUACUGGGAGUAUUUCGGGCUAAAUAGCCUCACUCAGGAAAACACUGAAUCCGCCUUCAAAUCGCUCCUCUGGGCGAGUGAACUCAACGUGAAAGCAUUAUGGAACCUAAUUGAAAGUGGUCGCAAAGUGAAGGUAGUAACCACGACGGGAAUGGAGUCACUUCAAACGGAUCCCAAACCUUGCAAGGCUGAAGCCAACAUCACCGGAACUAGCAAAAUCAAAGCGCGAAUCAUCAUCCCAGGUCAGUGUUCCUAUGAGCUUUGUUGGAAGCCAAGAAGACCACUCCUUAAAAGAGACCAUCAAAUUGAUGAAUGGCUCGACCAAAAAGCCUUCAUAAAGAUGGAAGCAUGGACGAACCGGAACUUUCUAACACACGAGCGGCUCCAAUCACUAGACGCAGAGGUGCAGUCAAUGGACAUCAAUGCCACUCCAAUGCUGGGCCUAGAGAAACGCCCGAGAAUGUUAUCGUUUGAUGAACUCAACCUCAUCAAGGAUGUCUGGUUCAGAAGAUGGCAGAAUGCUGAUCUGUGGAACCCCAACUACUCUCUUACAAAGAUUCUGGACACCUCAACUCUCAAAUUGUGGAACUGUCUACAUCGGAUCCUAAUUCUUGAGUUGGAGGAAGACCUCCAAAAGCGCGGCAAUAGUUUGGCGACAAUGAUGAACCUGUACUCGAUCUCCAAAUGCUUGGAAGUCGUCAAUGAAUGCGGAAAAGAACUGAGAACAAUUAGCGGCUCAGGCGGGAGUUCUAACUUGAUUAACUUAACAUCACAUUUCCUGUCAGUCGUUUUCUAA